AGGGAUAAUCCGUUCACCAGCGGCUGAUUGAUAGAAUGAAAAACACUAACUGUCGCAUGUAUACGCAUGUUCAAAUGUGUUUUAGUCGCGCGAUCUGUGUAACAAGGAUGUCCGCAACCAGAUUUAAAAGAUGUACUUUAAGCCGUAUUAACUCUCAUUUGUAUUUAUAAAAGGUUAAGAUAAGGUCAAUUGAUAUAACGGUCUAUAAAUGGAAAGACAAAAAAUACAUAUGGGUAAAACGACCAUAGCUGCGCAAGUCAGUAUUCAGAGAAGGAGACUGUGCUAAUUUUUCGAUAUUUAUUUGGCACUAAAAUCUUCUUUCAUUCACUACUAGAAUUGACAGUUUCUAUGAUGUUGUACUUUAAGUUUGUAUUUCUAGACCAUUGGAAUUUCUUAACAGUAUUUUAUGAAGAUACUAUAUUCGGUGCCUAAAUACAACGGUUAACUGCAAUAUUUAAAACCAAACCAAAAUGUUGAGAAUGGAGGGUGUUGUCGGUUGGAUGAAUGAAUCCUUACAAUUCAAAGACAACCAACACGUUCAAUUUGCCAAUGAUGCACGCGACACUUAUCAGAUCAAAGGCUUGCGUGAAAAUGGAUCCGCCAAUUAUAGUGGCAUGGAUAAAUCCAGACCAGAAUUGUCAUAUCAAUCAUGUCAUGUUGAAUUCAAAGGUGUACAUGAGAAAAAGGCCAACCUGCAACCUGACGAAGGGUCUCAAAAGAUAGUGUCCGUUAAUUCGUGGUCUGAUGACUGGUUAGAAUCCAAGAAGAAAGGCAUGUAUGACAAUCAGUCCGAUAAAGAUUCAGCAGGCCCGUGCAAAAUUUUGUCCGCAAGUGAAAAUAUAAAAAUGGAGGAUGUUGACAAUAAGGAUGUUUGCGGGAAUGAAUGUUCUUCAGAUAAAAGGACCAGCCAGGAAUCUAAUAUAUGUACACGUGUUCCAUCUUCGAAGACACUAAAAUAUCCUGUUGUUUAUAUCAAGGGACAAGGGUGGUUCGGCAUGAAUGAUGUGGUCCAAGAAAAGGUUCUUAUAAAGUUUCCAGAUGAUACUACGACUAUCAACACAGCUAAAUACAGUUCUUCGAUGAUAGACAAAUCUAGAAAGCAACCAUCUACAUCGGGGAAUUGUUUACCUAUAAGUUUAUUCCGAUGCGCAUGUCUUUACUUCUGGCAGGUAUGAUAAUUGCGUUUAGCAAAAUAUAUGAGAAUAUUUAUUGCUUUCUAAGUGGUAAGAAGUAAUAAAUUUGUUUACAUUGAUUCAUAAUGUUUAAGAUAUGCAUAACUGCCGUAUGGUGUUAUGAGAUAAUAAACAAUACUGGAUCUAUUAUAAACGAGAAAUAACCUGAUGAAGAGAAUAAAAUAAAAUAUUUUUUACCCAUGCGUCUGCAGUGCAGAUGUAAAAUGUCUGUAAACUGUAACACAAAGGAGUUAGAGAGAACAAGACUUUAUGAGAUAAACUCGGACAUUGCCAAUUUGUUAUAGGAACAAGGAUUUUGUUUGCUGUUUGCUGUUUCUUUUCCUGAAUGUUAUAUGCAGACCUUUUAUGAUAAGCAAACAACUUAUCGCGCGAAACGAUAAAUACGGCAUCUACUGUCGAUUUGAAAUACCAUUAUUCAUUCAUAUAUCACUAGUAACAGCUGCAAUUGUUCUUUAGAUACAUGUAUAAUUGUUCAGUUAAUUACAUAACACAUUAAUCCUUCCUACAGGUAUUUCAUUCGUAUAACAACACAACAAUAUCAAUUUACACAUGCUAAGUUAAACCUGAAGAAGUAUUCCUUUGAAGUUUAACUUUUACCUUAGUCUAGAAUUGCUCUGCCGUCCAACGACUGUGCUGUCAGAUAAGCUGGUGCCUUGUUCCUUGUCUGUCAAAACAGCCGUUGGACGUCAGAGUAAUCUCGGACUACUUUUACCUCAACAUUUUCACUUUUUACUU
Molecule: messenger RNA, 1928 nt
Organism: Mytilus trossulus (common blue mussel)
Lineage: Eukaryota; Metazoa; Mollusca; Bivalvia; Mytilida; Mytilidae
Exons: 2
Coding region: 471-1175 (234 amino acids)
Source: RefSeq, a predicted model, not a curated record